AUGACCGAAUCCAAGAUCCAUUUCUUCGAUCUCCUAUCAGACCUACCCGGACCUUCCAAGUCAUGGUCUCCCUACACUCUCCGGACCAGAAUGGUCCUUAACUUCAAGGGCAUCCCCUACACACAAAGCUGGGUAUCAUACCCCGACAUUGAGCCUUUCCUCAAAGCUCAUGGUGUCACACCUGGCAAGGGAACACCUUAUACAAUGCCGGCAAUUAGCCACAAGGGGUCAAUAACGAGUAACCCGGACGGGGUGCUCAUGGAUUCUCAGCCGAUCGCCGAGUACAUCGAUAAGCUGUACCCGUCGCCCCCGCUCUUCCCCUCCGGUGACGCAAGCUACUCGCUGUUCAUCGCUGUGGAGAAGUUCAAAGACCUGAUUUCACCGAGCUUCAGGUCGCUGAUUGUUCCCAACGUUCCACCUAAACUGGAUGAGCGUGGACGUGAGUACUUUAUCCGGACGCGCUCUGCGGCUUUCGGAAAGCCACUUUCGGAGGUCAGGCCGACGGAUGAGACAGAGUUGCUUGCUCUUUGGCAGCGUAUCGAGAAGGAGGCGGAGAUGCUGAUUGAGAUGCUGAAGGGCAAGGAUGGAAAGAAGGGGCCAUUUUUGGAGGGUGAGAGGGCUGGCUAUGCGGAUAUUGUUCUCGCUUCGCUUUUGGCUUGGUUCCAGCGCUUUGACCAGGGUACCUUUGAGAAGAUACUUGAUCUUGGGGAUGGGGAGUUCAAGGCGUUUUAUGAAGCUUGUUUGCCCUGGCUUGAAGGGCAGGGGGAGGAGAAGGAGUGGCCGGUUUCCCAGUAA
This is a messenger RNA of Penicillium expansum, 795 nucleotides long. RefSeq names its product glutathione S-transferase family protein. The transcript is spliced from 2 exons. Gene Ontology annotation, cellular component: cytoplasm. NCBI's taxonomy places the organism in Eukaryota, Fungi, Ascomycota, Eurotiomycetes, Eurotiales, Aspergillaceae. Bases 1 to 795 code for a protein of 264 amino acids. The record is from RefSeq and is a predicted model, not a curated record.